Cephus cinctus (wheat stem sawfly) is the source of this 897-nucleotide messenger RNA. RefSeq lists its product as uncharacterized. Lineage: Eukaryota; Metazoa; Arthropoda; Insecta; Hymenoptera; Cephidae. The transcript is spliced from 4 exons. The record is from RefSeq and is a predicted model, not a curated record. The coding region runs from base 409 to 783 and encodes 124 amino acids.
GGAACAACGAAGCUGGAUGAUAUCGGGAAACUUUCAUUAAGAUUGUUUCGAAUAUUUUGCUCCUCUUGUCUGUGGUGUUCGUUUUUAUGCACUGAUAUUUUCGAGGAAGAUAAAUCAACGUUACUCAACAGACAACCAUCGUCCAAAGAGCUUGAUAGCAACAAUGAAAAUAUAUACAAAACGGAAUCGACGAAAUUUUUCCUGGACAGAGGAGACAGCAGGAAUAUUUCCAUAUCCACCUCGUCGUAUGACUCGUCUGGAAAGACAAAGAAGACGAACUCCGUUUGCAAGAGGCAAAAAAACUAUAGAAAACCCAUCAAGAGCAGCCACCGCGUUCGAGGUACGGCUUUGUUAACUUGUACCGAGGGCGCGUUUCGCGUGCGAAAAAUUUACGGCGAUGGGAAUUGCAUGUUUCGUGCCAUAAGUUAUAUAUUGUGGGGUAACGAAGAGGAGCAUAAAUCAUUGCGUGAUAUGGUCGUUCGGCAUGUCAGAGAAAAUUGGCAAGAGUAUGGACCAUUUGUGGUGGCAGAAUGGAAUAUUUCGAAUCCUCAUGAAUAUUUUGAAUUUAUGAACUCUGAUGGAAUUUAUGCCAGUGAGCUAGAAUGCAUUGUUGCUACCAGACUGCAUCACAUGAAUCUUUCAAUUUAUCGGGUUGUUCAUGGAAAACAUGAAAUUAAGAGGGUCUUUCAUAAUUCUGUUCACGAUGAUUAUCGAACGGCUAGAUUAUUAUUUAGUGGACGAUCUGACAGUGGUCACUAUGACGUUUUAUUAAUGGAUUAUUAAAAACGUAUUUUUUUUUGUAUUAUGAACUAUAUGUACACUGUGUAUUUUAAAUCAAAUAUUCAUGAUUUUAUCAAAUCAAUGUUUUUUAUUCAUUUCACGUUUACUACAUGAAUA